Messenger RNA from Serpula lacrymans var. lacrymans S7.9, 471 nucleotides. RefSeq lists its product as uncharacterized. The transcript is spliced from 3 exons. Bases 68 to 238 code for a protein of 56 amino acids. The record is from RefSeq and is a predicted model, not a curated record. Lineage: Eukaryota; Fungi; Basidiomycota; Agaricomycetes; Boletales; Serpulaceae.
AGACAGGUGCUGAACAUCACCACCAACCAACAGCAUCGAGUUUACAAAACUAUUUAUCGGUGGAUACAUGAAAAAAAACCGGGAUCAAUCAGCCAGGCAUCCUAUAGCACACGAUAUCGAUGACGAGAGGACAGACCACAAAGGGACUGGGGCGGGAACUGCAGACCGGAGAGAAAGUCGGAUGAUGACGAAUCUGAUCAACUCAGCGGACGAUGUCAAGUCAUCACGCGAUGUGUAGAAGGACACGGCAGGAGCUAAUCAUUGAUAUCAUGUCUGCCUUUUUUUUUGCUUCUUUUACAAUGGGUGGAGUAAAACGGACGGAAAUCAGAUGAGAUCCAGAGGCGGGACGAAUGGCAUUUUUGCACCGCUAAGAUAGGAGCUAGCGAGUGUCUUAAUUUAAUUUUGAUAUUAAUGAUAGCACCGGCAGAGCAGGGAAUGCAGAGCCCCUCACAGAUGUCAUCGAGCGUGGCG